Cucumis melo (muskmelon) is the source of this 3331-nucleotide messenger RNA. RefSeq names its product GPI ethanolamine phosphate transferase 2. Bases 179 to 3127 code for a protein of 982 amino acids. NCBI's taxonomy places the organism in Eukaryota, Viridiplantae, Streptophyta, Magnoliopsida, Cucurbitales, Cucurbitaceae. Gene Ontology annotation, cellular component: endoplasmic reticulum membrane. The record is from RefSeq and is a predicted model, not a curated record. The transcript has 18 exons. Gene Ontology annotation, biological process: GPI anchor biosynthetic process.
UCGACAAGAAACAAAUUAAACUCGUUCUAAAAAAAAAAAGGCGUCUUUCCUAACAAUUUCGGACGGCUUUUAUAAUUUCUGUCGAUCUUCCCGUCGGUAAAUGUAGUCUCUUCAGCUCGAGCUUUGCAGACUUCAAAGAACACAUAGAAAGAGAAACUUCAUCUUCUUCAACCCCGAAAUGUCUUCUUCUCUAACCUGUAUUAGGCUAACGCUAUUCACCGUGGCAGCUGUUGCUUUUCAGAUCAUUGGACUCUCGUUUUUCGUCUUCGGCUUCUUCCCCGUCAAACCUGCACUCUCCGGUGACAGUGGUUCGGAAAGUUUUCAUGCGCCCACCUGCUAUUCAAUGGGAAACGAGAGUGUGAGAGAUCUGCCUCCUUAUGACCUCCAAUCUCUAUAUCAGGAAUUAUCUGGGCUUCCUCCUUUGUUUGACCGACUUAUUUUAAUGGUUAUUGAUGGUCUUCCAGCAGAAUUUGUGCUUGGAAAAGAUGAUCGGCCUCCGAACAAGGCUUUGAUGGAAGCUAUGCCAUACACUCAGUCAUUGUUGGCAAAUGGAAUUGCAAAAGGUUACCACGCAAAGGCUGCACCUCCAACUGUUACGAUGCCCCGUCUGAAGGCUAUUGUAUCCGGAGCUAUCGGAGGAUUCCUUGACGUGGCUUUCAAUUUCAAUACUCAAGCUCUACUUGAUGACAAUCUUCUUGGUCAGUUUUCUAAAGUUGGUUGGAAAAUGGUGAUGUGUGGAGACGAAACAUGGCUUAAACUGUUUCCGGGGCACUUUAUGAGGCAUGAUGGAGUUAGCAGUUUUUUUGUUAAAGAUACUGUAGAAGUGGACAAAAACGUUUCUCGACAUUUAAGCUAUGAGCUUAGCAAGAAUGACUGGAAUCUUCUAAUUCUUCAUUAUUUAGGCUUGGACCAUGUUGGGCAUACUGGUGGUCGAAACAGUCCCUUAAUGGCUCCAAAACUUAUGGAAAUGGAUGAAGUGGUGAAGAUGAUUCAUGCCAGUGCCAUCAUGAACCCAGAUGAUAAAAGGACGCUUUUGGUUGUAGCGAGUGACCAUGGGAUGACUGAAAAUGGCAAUCAUGGUGGGUCAUCGUAUGAAGAGACUGAUUCUCUUCUUCUUUUUAUUGGAUCAAAAAGUCAUGCCACCCACUUCUCAUCAAUUAUCAGCAAUGAUGUCAACCAGGUUGACAUUGCACCAACACUAGCUCUUUUAUUUGGUGUGCCAAUUCCCAAAAACAACAUUGGUGUCAUGAUUCCAGGAGUGAUCGACUUUUUGAAGGAUACGCACCAACUGAGGGCACUCCAAUUAAAUUCUUGGCAAUUGCUUAGAUUGUUACAAAAGCAGGUACCUGGUUUUCCAUGUGGAAGUUUCCCAUGUGAUGGCUUUUCAGGCGAUCAAGGAUAUAAUAGUAAUGAUAUUAUGGAGAAGUUCUGCCGGCUUUAUUUGCGUUCUGCAUUUCUUCAUGAUUCCUGGAUAUCAACGGAACUCUCCAGGUCUGAUAACAGAGAAGAAAAAAGUGAAAUUAUUGCAGCAUACUAUGAGUUUCUGAUAAAUGCAAACCAAUGGUUAUCACAUAAAGCUACUGAUAAACCUUCUACAGUUAUUGUUUUUGGAGUGAUGUCAAUGUUUCUAUCAUUUCUGAUAUUUUCUAUUUCCAUUUACUCUAUUAUCCAAGAAAGUUAUUCUGGAGAAAAGCAACUGUCCAAUGGUAUCUUUACCCAGCAUCUCGAUGAGGGUUUUUCUCUAUCCGUAAUAUUCAUCCUGGUGAUCAGUAUGGGAUCCAGUUCCAUGGUUGAGGAAGAGCAAUAUAUUUGGCAUUACUUGAUCUCUACAUUGAAUUUGCUUUUCCUUCGUAAAACAAUGCAGUUCUUUAAAAAAGAAAGCACAUGUCGUUUUUUCAAUUUGUUCAAUGGACAUGGAAAAGUUUGUAUAAGGAUAUCUUCCAUCUUUACCCUCCUUAUCACUGGAAGGAUUUUAAGGGGUUGGCAUCAAGGAGGUGUGAAUUGGACUCAUCUCCCAGACAUAUCCAAAUGGCUUGAACAGUCGGGGACUGAUCUUCAGCUGAUUCAAUUGAUUGCUGUCAUCCUUACAACCAUACUAAUCUUAUUUUCUCUAUCUUUAUUAGGAAGGGGAAUGAAAAUUGUUCUAGUUGUUGGAUUUAACUUUUUGAUGUCGGGAUUGCUAGUGUUUUAUCAUAUCUUGAGAUAUCAACACAAUGCAUCACUACCAUCCAGCAAUGCUGCUACCUCAUUAGCACAAAUAAUUUAUGCAACUCUUGGUGUUUCUACUGUCGGGACUGUUCUGGCUGUACCAUGGAUUAUGCCUAUUCAAAUUUCAAAGGCAUGUUGUAGAGAUCGCAAUGACAACUCUGCAGUCUCUUAUCCUUUAAAAAUUGGGAGUCAAUCUCAAUAUCCAGAACUGAUAUAUUCUUUACAUAUUAUCGGGUGGGUGUACAUAGGGUCUUGGUGUCUUCUGCAGUUGCUGCUUCAACAACCAGUUAACUCAGUAGUUACGUUACUCAUUCUGAUGCAGAUUUUUGCCAGCUUUCUGUUUUUUUCUCAAGGGAUGCUGCAGCAGAAGCAAUGGGUUGAGUGCGCAGGCAGCCUCGUCGGUUGUUUGGGGAAGCACCAUGUUUUUGAUCAUGUUGCUGUGUUGUACUAUAUAGGAAUGGCUGGCCAUUUUGCGCUGGGGAAUAGUAAUUCUCUAGCUACAGUCGACGUUGCUGGAGCUUUCAUUGGCAUUUCAAACUACUCAGCGUUACUUUCUGGCAUAUUGAUGUUCAUCAUCACCUAUGCAUCACCGACACUGCUGCUGCUAAGUAUGGUGAUGUAUAUCUCAAUUAAAAAUCUAGAAACUGCUGCCUCUCCUCAAAAUGUAGAUUCUGAACAUGUUCUAAAGAGGAUUCUUGGCCUUCCUUGUCUGGUUCCACUGACUAUCAAUUCGAUCUUGUUGAUCGCAUACACAAUAGUUCUGAUCUUAAUGAGGAACCAUCUCUUUGUUUGGAGUGUUUUCUCUCCAAAGUAUUUAUACGCAUGUGCCACGACUGUGUGUGUCUUGAUCGGAGUCUUUGUCGUGGCAACGACAGUAACCUAUGCAUAUAUGGUGUUGGCGCUGCGCAAAAAGUAUUAGAGGCUCCAUUGGUGACACGUGAUAAGAGUCCGAGUAUUCUUUCAGAUUCAUUGGACCUCUAUAGAAGGUUUUCACCGCACUACACAUUUUUAAAUUUUCAAAAUCAAUUUUGAGAUUGUUGUUGGUUACUGAUUACACAUCUAGCAACCCUGUUACAUGAUUGUCUAUCAAUUUUUUAGAACUAUUGCAUCAAGUUUAAACCUA